This is a messenger RNA of Lottia gigantea (owl limpet), 1443 nucleotides long. RefSeq lists its product as hypothetical. Gene Ontology annotation, biological process: DNA replication. The annotation marks the transcript as partial. Gene Ontology annotation, molecular function: DNA binding; DNA-directed DNA polymerase activity; nucleotide binding. The transcript has a single exon. NCBI's taxonomy places the organism in Eukaryota, Metazoa, Mollusca, Gastropoda, Lottiidae. The record is from RefSeq and is a predicted model, not a curated record.
AUGACGUUGGCAGCGGCGUGUAAUCGAGUGUACCGAACGCAUUAUUUGCCCCUGGACACUAUUUCCAUCAUUCCUAGAGCAUUGAUGCAGAAUUCCGGAAUGGGUACAGAUUGGCGGCGAUUCCAACCCCGACAGCAGUCCAACAAAGCAUUGAGAUGGUUAGAAUGGGAACAACAUACUCGAUUUUUAGCCUCAUUACGGAACGGAACGACCAAACCCAACAUCAGGCACGCAGGCAAUGGAGGAGAAAUAAAAGUUGGACCGUACAGUUUGGAUGGUUAUGAUCGGGACAACAACGUCGCCUACGAAUUUUUUGGUUGUGCCUUCCACGGUUGUCCCACGUGCUAUCCUGGACCCGUUCAAGACGUCAAACAUUUCCACCCUUACGACCCCUCACGAACCAUGAGGAAACUGUACGCUCAAACCAUGCAACGACUAAAUGAUUUGAAAACCAAGCUCGGUCUGGGGGACCUCGUGACCGUUUGGGAGUGUCAGGUGGAAUCGCAGAGACGGACCAACCAAAACAUGGAGGAAUUUUUCCACGCUUUGGAAACAAACGGCUGGCCACAUCCCGAACCACUCUUUCCCCGAGACGCUUUUUUCGGCGGAAGGACCAAUGCCAUUCAACUGAUGGCCGUGCCUAAAGAGAACGAAGAAAUCCGAUACUUGGACGUGGUAUCCUUGUAUCCAUACAUUUGCAAAUAUGGUCGGUUCCCUAUCAACGAACCCGAGAUCGUCGUUUCACCAGAUCAACAGAACUGGCAGCAGUACGAGGGAUUAAUACAAUGUAAAGUCGUACCACCGAGACGACUCUACCACCCCGUUCUGCCUUUCAGAUGGAACAACAAAACCACGUUUCCGCUCUGUCGUUCUUGUAUUAUGGAGAAUAUGCAGGAGUCUGAGAUUAGCGAAUACGUGCCUUGUGCCCAUUCCGACGACGAAAGAGCCUUGGUCGGCACCUACGUGUCCCUCGAACUGAAGAAAGCCGCUUCUCUGGGGUAUAAAGUCAUUCAAGUCUUCGAAGUGUGGCAUUGGUCCGAAGAAAAAUGGAGUCAGUACGACACUCAGACCAAAACGGGAGGGUUGUUCACGGGAUACAUUGACCACUACUUAAAGACUAAAAUGGAAAGUAGUGGUUACCCUUCGGAAUGUCGCACGGACCAAGAAAAAGCCCAAUUUAUUGCAGACGUCUACCAAAAAGAAGGCAUUAGUCUCGAUCCUGCUAAAGUGAUCUACAACAACGGAAUGCGAAGUUGCAGUAAGCUAAAGCUCAACAUUUUAUGGGGUAAAUUUGGUCAACGGGACAAUUUCAGUCAAACGGAAUACAUUACCGAACCAGAGAGAUAUUUUGAUCUUCUGACGGAUGUCACGCAAUCCAUUAAAGACGUACAAUUGGUCAACGACAACAUGGUGAUGGUGGAACGAUUGAAAUUGGAAGAACAC